GCUCCUCCCCUGGGACGCGGCGCGGGCGGGCCGGCGCCGGGCGAGGGGCAGGGCGGCCGGGCGGAGCGCGCCGUCCGGACCGAAAGCGGGCAGAGGCGCCACGGUGGCAGGCGCAGCGAUGGAGACCCCGCGCCCGCGACGUGUCCCCACUGGCAGCUCCCUCCAGACUCGGCGCCUGGACCUGAAGAAAGUUUCGAAAAGUGACUCUUGACAGACGCUCGGGGAGGUGACUGCGGAGUUGCUCACGGCCGCGUCGCGUUUUCUCUCAGGGGCUCGUUGCUCCCGCCAAGAAUGAACCGACCCGCGACGUCCCUCUCGCCGGCCCGGGGUCCGCGUCCUCCUGUCCUUUAACCCGCAGAGAAGCGCGUGCAGACUUCACCGCGUUAGCACUUGGGCAGCUUUUUGAGGAUGUGAAGCCCGGCCUCGGUGCACCUCCCCAUCGCUAGAAUGUUCCUCAUGAACGCCCCUCCUGUGCUUGCUCUCCGGUCCACGUGGGAGGCCUUCGGGCUGCCGGGGAGUUGUAGGUUUCCCGGCCGCGCCUCGGAGCCGGAGGGCGCGGGGCGCGCGGCCGUGAGCGCCAGGGUGCAGAUGAUCAUCAGCUCUCUCCAGAGCGACCGGGCCGCGCGGGGCAGGAGCCAGGAGCGCGCCCUGCACAGAGGCCAGAGGGGACGCGACGCCCAGCUGGCCGCCGGCCCUGCCUCGGCAGCCUGCGGUCACGCUGCUAACUUUGACCCCAAGGCCGGGGGGGAAGCCGCAGACUUCGGCCCCUCGGUGCUGGACUCAGACAGUGACGACUCUGUGGACCGGGACAUCGAGGAAGCCAUCCAGGAGUACCUGAAGGCCAAGAGCGGGGCCGUCCAGCCCACGGCCGCCGACGGGGACAGUAUGUGCAAGCCGGAGCCGCCUCAGAGCAGCGCCCCGCCCGCCCUGGGUCCCCCCAAACUCGCACCUGGCUCGGGAGGUGCCCCCGGCGGCCGCACGGGAGCCAGCCAGGCCCCGGGCUCCGCCUCCCCAGGCAGCGUCAGCAGCGAGGACUCCUUCGAGCAGAGCAUCCGGGCGGAGAUAGAGCAGUUUCUGAACGAGAAAAGGCAACACGAGGCCCCAAAACGGGAGGCGCCUGCGGAUAAAAAGCCGGACCCCGACGACAACUCGGCCAGGUCGGCGCUCCGAGCCUGCAAAGAGCCGGUCGUCAAGGCGCAGCGGCAGGGUUUGGCCGGCGCCUGCAAGGAGUUUGUCUUCCGGAAACCUCCCAGGUUGGCAAAGGCGACCGCGCAGCCCAGAAGCCUCAGGUCUAAAGUCUCCGCUGAGCCUGAGAGCUCGCCCAGGCCAGCCACCACCUGCAGAACCGCAGAAGCCCCGUGCAAGGGCGGUGUCCGGCGGAGCCUAGGCCCCGGGAGGCGGGGCCCGGGAGCCAGGGGCGCAGCCACGGUGCACGAGGCGUCAGACUCCAGCAGCGACGAUGGCAUCGAAGAGGCCAUCCAGCUGUACCAGCUGGAGAAAAGGAAGGAGGCAAGCGGGGACCCGCCGCCACCGAAAGCCCCACCGGGGGAGGAGCCGCCCGAGCCCCCUGCCCGUGGCACGAGCCACGCCGCGAAAAGUGCCUUGCCCGAAACCCACAGGAAAACGCCAGGCAAGAAGAAGCCCAUGGCCUCGAAGGCCACGGACCUCGGCCCGGGCAGCCUUGACCCUGACCAUCCCUCCAAGCCACCAAAGGAAACCAAAGCCUCCGCAGCCCCAGGAAACACCAUGGCCAAGAGCGAGUUUGUGGACCGGUCCUCGUGCCGGGCGGACACGUCCGCCGAGCUGAUGUGCGCUGAGGCGAUCCUGGACAUUUCCAAAACAAUCCUGCCAGCCCCCGGGGAGGGCGGGGACAGGCCCCUGGCCACCAGCCCGCUGCCUCGUCCCCCCGACGUGCCUUCCCGCUCAGACGGGGACAGCAGCUCCGUGGACAGCGACGACAGCAUCGAGCGGGAGAUCCGGACGUUUCUGGCACUGAAGGCGCAGUCGGAGAGUUUGCUGGCCAGGUCGGACGCCUGCCCGCCGUCCGCGCAGAGCCCGCUGCCAUCGCCCGGCCCCCACGGGCAGGCCGCGGGCCCCAAGACCCCCGUCACUAAAACACUGGACCUGUCCCUGGGCCGCAAAAGGAAACGCAGGGGAGGCAGCACCGCUGUGUGGUCGUCCACGCCCAAGAGGGCGAGCGAGGCGAUGAAGGAGGCUGCCCCGGACACCGACGCCAGCCGGGGGAAAGCCGGCGAGGCCCCUGGCAGGGAGGGCGAGGCCCGGGGGCAGCCCCUGCCCUGCAGGACGGCCGGGCUGGCCGGCGAGCACGUGGCCCCGGACACGCGGGGCGGCCUGUCGCCAGGCCCCCCCGGGAAGGGGAGCUCUGAGGACAAGAGCAGCUCGCUGGACAGCGACGAGGACCUGGACACGGCCAUUAAGGAUUUGCUGCGGUCCAAGCGGAGGCUCAAGAAGCGGUGUCGGGACCCCAGAGCAGCGUGCAGGAAGAAGGUCCGGUUCAGCACCACCGAGGCACAGGCCCCGGGCCCGCAGGGGGGCCUCCAGAGAGGCUGGAAGGACAGAAGCCCACCCUUGUUGAAAAGCUGCCUCUCAAAGCCCCGAAGAGACAGCAGAGGGGACCCGCCAAGGAAACCUUCCAGCGCCUUCUGCUGCCGGACGGAGCGGGCAAAGCCGGGCGGCGCUGGGCCCGCGGACGUGCCCCUGGCCCUCCCGUCCGGGCGGGGAGCCUGCAGAGGGCGAGGGUGCCCCGGCGAGGCCGAGGCCGGCCCCAGCUCGCGGUCUGAGGACAGCAGCUCCGUGGACAGUGACGACAGCAUCGAGCUGGAGAUCAGGAAGUUUUUGGCCGAAAAGGCCAAGGAGUCUGUGAGCGGCCUGGAAGUUCCCGGGGGAGGUCCCAGCACGCUCGGGCCGGGGAGCGUGCCCAGACCAGAGCCGCCGUGCCGGAAGGUGGUGGCCCCGGCCCUCCAGCCCGGCGUGUGCACACGGAGCCAGAGGGGCCGGGGGACGCCUCAGCCAGCCCCGGGGCCGAGGGGCGGCCCCCACACAGAGCAGGCCUGCCUGCCCGCUGCCCUGUCCAGGGGCCAGCGGGCACCCCCCAGGAGCACCAGCGAGACUGGGUCUGCCCGAGGGCCACCCACAGGCAGGAGGGGCCUCUGUCCUCACAGGGACCAGAGCUCACGAGGCGCCGUGCCUGCUGCCGGGGACAGCGCUUUCAGUCAGCUGUCCAGCUGUGCGGAAGCGGGGGCCUCGGCCAGAAGCCUCGGUGGGAGCUCGCCGGCAGCCCCUCGGAGCCGGAGCACGCUCGCUCGGAGCCCUGGAGCCGACAGGGAGGGGGGGCCCCAGGCCGGCCUCGCCCUCCCGUGGGGCGACUUUGCCCACCAGAGCCGGCUGCAGGGCGCGUGGGCGCUGAGCUCGGAAGGCAAGGGCGCAGCCUGGAAGGCGGGCCUGGGGGGCGAGAGGGGGAAGGCGGCGGAGGGCCAGGCCUGCGGCGCGCCCGGCCUCGCCACGGACCCGAAGAGGGGCCUGCCCUUCGCUGGCUUCUCCCCGCUGCUCUCCACGCAGUUAUUCCACUUUGGGAACAGCGUCUCCUGGGGGGCCAAGCCGGCGGGCCUCUUCAGCCCCGGCCUGAGCCUGCCUCUGCAGGGCCCGGCCUUCUCGGCCUUCAGGGAGGCCCCGGGCGGCCCCGGGCCCGUGUUCGGGAGCUCCCGCUUGCUCGUGAAGAAGGAGGGUGGGCGCUGGCCCAGGAGGAAGGCUCCGGCGGCGCUCAGCUUCCACGACAGCAGGAACUCGGGAUCCGACGAGGACAUUUUGGACCUGAGGUACAGGCGGAGGGUGGAUCGAGGCGAUAAGGGCCAGGAGGCCUGGGGCAGCGACGCCAGCGAGCUCAGCGACACCUCGGUGGAGGACGGCGGCCCCGUGGCCCCAGGCAAAGCCCUCAAGCUGUGAGCUCGCGGCCGGGCGCCGGCGUGCGUGUGGACGGCGCGCGCGUGGGCAGGCGGCACGGUGGG
Messenger RNA from Pteronotus mesoamericanus, 4025 nucleotides. RefSeq names its product protein phosphatase 1 regulatory subunit 26 (gene PPP1R26). The transcript is spliced from 4 exons. Gene Ontology annotation, biological process: negative regulation of phosphatase activity. The record is from RefSeq and is a predicted model, not a curated record. NCBI's taxonomy places the organism in Eukaryota, Metazoa, Chordata, Mammalia, Chiroptera, Mormoopidae. The coding region runs from base 448 to 3963 and encodes 1171 amino acids. Gene Ontology annotation, molecular function: protein phosphatase inhibitor activity.